AAAAUGUAGCGAAACUGAAAAACGGGAAAUAGUAAAUUAAAAAAAAAAAACAAAACAAAAAAAAUACAAUUAAUAAAUAAUUAAAACCUAUAAAACAAAUAACAAAUCUUAAUAAACAUAUUGAAGAGAAAAAACACCACAAAAAUGGGCAAUGUUUGCAGUUCUGGACAAAGCAAGAAAAAAGACAGCAUAUCAGAGAAAUCGGAAGACUCAUAUAAUGUAAAUAAAAACGAUCAACAAGCAGAUAAUGCAAAUGAUAACAGUGAUCAAAGAAAGGCUCCGUUAGCCGAUCCAGAAAAUGUGCCUGAUAUAACAAGUAAUGAAUCGGUUGUUACCGUGAAAGGCAAUGAUUUUUUAGAUAGUCGUAAUAUUGAAAAAUCAGUUCAACUAAAUAAGAAAGAACAAAGCGAAUCAACAACAGUUACAGCACCCACCACGGAGUUGAAUAGUGCGCAGCAAACAGAUGCAACAGAUUCGAAAAAUGCGUGCACAACGUAUUUGUCAAUAUUGCAGGGGAAGCCGCUACCCGGAAGAAAGAUUGAAAGAAAUAAAAAGAUUGUAAUUUAUAUACUGGCUGAUAAUAGUCCUGAGUAUAAAAAACACAAGCGCGUAGUUUAUAGCUUACAGAAGCAGUUGGCAAAGAAAUGCCAGAACAAAGGAUUCGAGAUGUUCAUCUCAGAUGUUCACAAUGUGGAUGUGGGCAACAGAGUUAGUAACUAUUCACGAUUAAUGGAAGCUAGUCGUUGGACUCAUAGUCCAUUGGAGGCACAGGGUGGCCAUGAGGAGGCAGCUAAUUGCCUUUCGGAGAUUACUCGGCACACUUCGUCAGCAUAUGUGAUUCCAAUAUUAUUCUUAGGAUCAUCACUUGGCAUUCCAAUGCUACCAUUGACAAUUGAAAGUCAAGACUUUACACAAGUGCUGACGGCCGCCAAUGAAGAUGAAAAAGUUCUUUUGGAAAAAUGGUACAUUAUCGACAAUUGUUACCAGCCCAUGUGUCACCGCUUAAAUACUGAACUUUGUAAAAAUUAUUCGGCCGCUCAAGACGACGAGCUGAAUCUAUUGUUGGGUGUGCUGCUGCAACUGUUUUCCGACGAUCUUAAGGACUCAUACAUGUCGACCGUAGUCGAACAGGAAGUUAACAAUACUGUUCUUAUGAGCCAGGAACUGGCAAAGCGUUGUAUAUGGAUACAGACCGGCCCACAAUAUAUGAAAGCUCCAGAAAAUGCCACUGCCUAUGACCAUGAGGUGCUUAGACGUAUGUCCAAACUUUACACAGAACUGAAGUCACAUUUAUCAGAGAAAAACUUGAUUCGUAUAUUACCAACAAUGAACAUUUUGGAUGACGAAUUAGCCGUUGUAAUUGAAAAUCUCUUAGAGAAAUCAAUUGGAUCAAUAUUUGAAGAGCACGUUGCCAAAAACAACAUCCCAUAUAAUACAAAUGGAGUCGAUCAUGUUCUUCUGGAAGAAAUUGAAUUAGUAGGACACUAUUCUAAAAUAUUAGCUCAAAACUCACCAAAUUUUGAUAUUAUGAAUGAUAUAAAAAGAUACAUUAAAGACAGUACAGCCCAUCCUUUAGUAGUUUCCGGUCCAAGCGGUUGUGGAAAAAGUGUAUUUAUAUCAAAAAUUGUCGAAAAUAUUCACAGAUGGAAGCCAGAACUUAAUUUAGUGUUGAGAUACGCAAAUCUUGGAGUUAGAUCUUCCGAUCUGGUAUCCGUGUUGGGUUCGAUUGCUAGCCAAAUGUCGGUUUUGGCCUACGGACAUCAAAUAAGAAUGCUUCAUACUCUCGAAAACUAUUCGCAAGUAAUACAGGAUGUUAUUAAAAGCACAAAAUGUUUUUUUGUCAUUAUAAUCGAUUCUGUAGAUGACAUUAUGAAUGGAAUUAAUUUAGAAUGGCUGCCAAUAAAUUUGAGCAGCAUGUGCAAGAUCAUUUUAACCUUGACGGAGCACAACAAUGAGGAAAAUCUUUUGAUUGAAAAACUGAUUGAAACUGGAAUUCCUAAUAGAUGCUUCAUCAAAAUGAAGCAAUUUAGUGAACGCCAAUGGCAGGAUAUUCUAAGUUCUGGUGGUGGAGAUUUCUAUGCUGCAAAUGGGGCCAUCAAAAUGCCACACGAUUGGAAAAUGUUGCAUGGCAAAACACCUUUCCAUGCCAAAUCACUGUGGUGGUUAGCUUGGCUGGGCCAUACAUCUAUUUCAAUGACAGACAUAUCCGAAAUGUUGGGAAAAAUCUUACAGGUUAUGGAAUCAAAAUUUUCUAGCGACCAUUCAGAAAUAUUGAUGCUCAUAUUAUCACUCUCCGAAUGGGGUAUUAGAGAAAGCGAUUGUAUUGACAUAUUUCAUAGAAUAAGCCAAAUUGAUGCGCAGGUCGCAUUUAGGGUUUGGUCGAAAUUUUGUUGGCUCAUGGGCCCAAUGCUCCUAACAAUACGAAAUAUUCGAAUCGCUGAUAAAUCAUUUCGAAAUGCUAUUCUAGCAAAAUAUAAGAGUAAACACGCACAUGUUCACCAAAUAAUCCGGGAAUAUUUUGACAGACAAGAAAACUUUUUCAACGGCCUAAAGGAAAUUACUCCUAUCUACAAUUAUCAAAAAUUCUUAAAGUUGCCUUACCAUCACUUCUGUAAUGUAAUGGAAGAUCAAUCGGGACUGAAUAAAAUUGAAAUAUUAUUCAACUGUUUCUACUUUACUGAACUGCAAUGGAUGGCUGAUAAAGUGCACGCCACUGGUCCGGCACACCUUCUCAGUGACGUAUUAAUAUCUGAAAAGAUAUCGAGCACCACUCAUCAGUCAUACGUGCAUAUUCGUUUGCUUAAGGAUUUUCUUAAAAUGUACAUGUAUGAACUCAACUACGAUGGCCAUCAGUUUUUCACACUUAUAAAGUUCUACAUGAAAUCACGCAUUAGAGAAGAUCCGUCUUUGAAUGAUGACCAAAUAAUUCGGUCAUGGCUUGAAUGUACGAACGAACUGGAGAUACCAUUCCUAGACAUAAUAAACACAAAUUUCGGAGAUGAACUUCAAAAUGGGAAGAUUACUUAUGACGUUAUAGUUAAUUUGCCACAUCCCGGAUUUUUUGCCGCAUCAAUAAGUACAGAGCGUGAGGAAAUUUGUAUAUGGGACGUUAAAAGUUGUUCGCGAGUUCGCGUUCUUCAGGGUAUUCCCCAACCAACAGCCAUGUGUCCAUUUGGUACAUACAAUGCAGCUGUAUUAUGUAGAAGGGAGAUCAAAGUAAUCAAUUUGGAUGAUGGUAAUUUUAAGGUUGCUCUCAAAGGUGUUAUGAAUCAAAAAAUGCCAUAUUUUGGACUACACGAUCAAAAACAUUUGGUUUGUUUAUCACGUAAUCGGAUGUAUGUAAAUCUAAUGAAUUUAGAAUCUGGAGACUGUGUAACUACAUUCAAAGCUGGCGAAGAUCGUUUUCUUAAUUCGCUGCUAGUUUCUGGAGAUGGAAGGAUUCUUGUCUGCGGAGAUGAAACACAAAAACCAUUUCCUCUUUUGGUAUGGCACCUAACGCAGCGAAAACUGCUUUAUGAUUUGCGGAUACCACAUCAUGAUUUUAUUACAUCAUUGUCAGCCAUUACGCAUGAGGGUUCUUACGUUUGUGUGGUUGCAAAAGAAUUGAAUGAGCCUACUCCAAAUUUUAUAGUUGUAUACGAUUUGCAAAGUGGAACAUUAUUUAAGAAAUGGAAACCAACCUGUAACACUGUCUCAUUGGCAAUUUCUCAAGUAAACGCAUGUGUUAUUGCUGGUCUAGAAGAUGCAAAAAUUCUCAUCUGGGACUUGGUAACGGGGAAUUGUCGGUCAACACUCAUAGGACACAAUGCCCCAGUUACAAGCCUUAAAAUCGAUCCCAUGGGUAAAGUACUUAUGUCAACAGAUAAAGAGGGUCGUGAUAAUGCUCUCCGUCUAUGGGAACUUAGUACAGGAAAAUCAUUGGCUGUCUUUAAACCCCCUGGACAAAUUUCAGCAUGUGAAGUUUUACCAAAUUGUACUUAUGUCGUAGUAGCACUGACCAAUAAAACCGAGCUUUUAACAUUAUCAUUAAAUAAUUUCGCUAUGGAUUUAACACCCGACGACAGUCUCUAUGUAUUAUAUGGCAAUCAGGAUAAUCAAAACAAAGUUUUCCAAUUGAAUUCAGAACCAAACUAAUGCAUUAUCUGUUCAUUUGGGUUGAUAUUCGUAAUUAGAUAAUUUACAAAAAAUUCAAUUACAGAUUAUAUAUGUAUGUACAUACAUAUGUAAUCAUUUGCUAUACAAUUCUGAGUUAAAAUGAUAACAUUUCAUUAUGUAACGUAAUGUACGAGCUAAAGGAACGUCAUAUUCUUACUAUCCAUCACUUUCAAAUACACAGCAAGUUUUAGUUUAUUAAUGUUGUAUGUAAAUUAAAUAUAUUAUAUAGAAUUGUGACCAUCGGAAAUGUUACUUUUGAUUCUUCCGUUGGAGUUGCAUAAAUUUGGAAACUCAGAUAAUUAAAAUGCCUUCUGCAUUAUUUUGUUGCACAAAUCUUGCUCGCUACUGUAAUAUUGUAUGGAAAAUCAUAGAUAUUGCACAUUUUCAUUAUGAAUGAGAUCUUUCCUUAUUUUCAAAUAGUUUUUGUCAAAGUAUAACAAAUAGUCCGACUCUUUGACAACAGUACAUAACUCUAUAUACAUUCGUGUUAGUAAAAAAGGUAUCCAACUCUAAAUUAGUAACAAAAUUACACAUGAGAUGGGUUGGUGCCAUGAUUCAACCAUUAGAAGGUAGAAUCACUAGGGAGAGAGUUUAAAAUGCUAUGCCUUGUUACGUCAAAUGAUAGAAAAAUAAAAAACAGAAAUCCAAAAAUACGAAUAAUAACAAAUGAAAAUUGAGAAAUAUUUUGUUUAUAUUUGAAAUACACCGCAGGCUGCACUCCAUUAUUUAAUUUUAUUUUCAGGACAUUUUAUAAAUCUUACGAUAUUUUGUUCAAAUGAACAUUUACACAAACAACAUUUUACACGCAUGUUUCUUCCUAUUUUUGAGAACAUAUUUUGUAGUGAUUCUACCUAUUAUUGUUAAAUUAUGGGUUGGUACCUUUUAAAUUUUCUCGAGGCAACAGAGAAUUAUAAAAAUGUUUAAAAUUUUAAUUUAUAUGAAUUUUCCAAAAAAUGGAACUAUUGUAGUAUAGAUUCUACAAUAAAAAAAAUUACAUGUCAGAAAUUCCAACAAAAAAUUGUUUUGAUUUGUUCAAAAUAUAAACAUUUUAACAAUGAAAGUGUGCUAAAAGUCUUUUUUAAAAAUAUAGAAUAAUAUUUGUUAAUAUAAUAACGUAUAAAAACGUUAUUUACAAAAAAAAUAAAAGUUAAAAUUUAA
Molecule: messenger RNA, 5313 nt
Organism: Calliphora vicina (urban bluebottle blowfly)
Lineage: Eukaryota; Metazoa; Arthropoda; Insecta; Diptera; Calliphoridae
Exons: 11
Coding region: 145-4134 (1329 amino acids)
Molecular function (GO): protein binding
Source: RefSeq, a predicted model, not a curated record